Molecule: messenger RNA, 7466 nt
Organism: Brassica rapa (field mustard)
Lineage: Eukaryota; Viridiplantae; Streptophyta; Magnoliopsida; Brassicales; Brassicaceae
Product: CLAVATA3/ESR (CLE)-related protein 1-like
Molecular function (GO): receptor serine/threonine kinase binding
Source: RefSeq, a predicted model, not a curated record
UUAGUAAAAAAACUUCAAGGUUUAAAGUGUUAGUAAGUGACACUUUCAAGGUUUUUAUGCGAUUUUCCCUUAGAAUAUAUGUAGUUUUAUAAUUUAUGUUAAUGUCGUCCAUGUAUCACUAUCAGAAUUCGAACUUAUAGUGCAGGUUGCUGACAAGUUAAACUAACAGCACUUUUCUUUUAAAAAUGUUUUGACUUUACAAAAUUUACACAUCCACUGCAUUUUGCAACAAUACUUUACAAAAAGUGGUGAUGAGUGAUGACUCAUGAAAUUUUGACUUGUGAGUGACUCUAUACACAUCUAACCGCCAUUACAAAUUUAUUUAAUUUAUCUUCCAGUCAGCCAUCGUGAUCCAUUUUUGGGUUGUUAGUUAACUCAACAUAUAAAUUGAUAUAAAAACAUACACGCUAGACAGAAAAGAAUGUAAAUAUGAUAAUUUAUUUAAAUUUGGAGUUUAAUGGAAUUAAAAAGUUGGAAAGAAUAACUUGAUAGAGUGCGUUAUGUAAGAAAGUGCCGACCAGAUGAGCAGGACCACGGUGAGAAGUAGGUAGUUAAACCUUAACAACCUUAAUCAUCUGACAGGGCCAACUAUACUUUGAAUAAUUAACCCCAUUAAAAUUCAUUUUUACAAAAUUUAUUUUAAUAUAGCUGGGCGUCUGUAUUGCACACACCCAUAUUCUUAUAUUCAUAUGUAUAUUUAUGUUAAAUUUAUUCAUUGAUAAAAAAAAUAAGAAAUGAAAAUUUUGAAUAGCUAGACGUUUAACUAAGAAACUUAUAUUGUAUUGUAUAUGUGUGUUUGUUAUGAGUUUAUGGUAUAUGUCAUAUGUAAGCGGUUUAUAAGUAUUUUGGUAAAUAGAAUAAGACGUAUAUAGGAGAAAAUAAAAUACUUUGGAGUAAUUUGUUAAAAUGAGUUAGGAGGAGAAUUUUUGUUUUAAAAAAUUAUGUACAUAUAUUGUGGUGUUUAUUACGGUAUUGAUGAUCCAAGCGGUAAAGUAUUUCAAAAAUUUAUUAUAUUAUAUUAUAAUUUAAGGUUUAAAUGUGAUCAUCAUGAUGGUGCUAUCAAUGUGUUAUCUUCCGCAUAAUGCAUUGUUACUAAAGAUGAUUUUUUUUUGGUUAAAAUGUUCCACAAACAUAAAAAUGAUUUUAAGUUCCCCAUGAGUCAUUCCCCAGGAUUACAUCGAUGAUACACACGUGAAAUACAUAUAGAUAGCUAUUUUGUAACCUGAUAAACUCCAUAUUUUGAUUACUGGAUCAUCAAAACAACAUAUAGAGUACAAGAGAAUCUUGAGUAUCUAAACUAGUAUCUAUACAAAUCUAUUCUCAAAUAUACAAUCUCAGAAUCUCGUAUAUUCAAUCUAACAUGUUUGUUUUGUAAACCAUUUGUAAUCUAAAAAAUUAGGUAAUCGUGUCAAUACUGCUCUCUUAAUUAGUAGUUGAAUUGAAGGUAGUGUUCAAUUCACUUUUUCUUUCGGCUUAGAAAUGGUGCUUCACUUAAUCUAUAAACUAAAGUGCCAGCUUGUAUCCACAAAAAAACCAAAAUCGUUUCCGCUAAUAAUCUAACAUAUAGUGGCUAACUUCGUUCGUCUUACACUCACCUUGACUCUAAAGAAAAACUGAGAAAGAAGCUUUAGUGAUUUGGACCUCACUCAUAAAUAUUCUGUUAAGUUCUUUGAUACCCUUAAGAAGCUAUAUAUAAUCGUUUCAUGCAUGCACAUAUAUUAUAGAGAGAUUAAUCAUAGUUGAUUUUGCUUUUGAAAAAUAACACUAUUUUCUUUGUUGUUUUAUAGCAUCUGUUAUUUUCAGCCGAUAGAAUCAAAGUUUAAUCAAAACACAUUACUCAGAUCACUUUACUUCGGGCUGACGUUAGAUAACUCAUAUGGUCAGCUAAUCAAAAGGCCAACCCAAAAAAGGCGGCAAAAGUUAGCCACAUGGCUUUUCUUGACUCUUUGCUACGACAAUUUAAAAAUUAACCCCAUUCACAUUUGUCCCCCACAUUUUCUGUUUUUCUUUUUUAAUAUCAUCAACUGGUUUAGAUAAUUUUGACAACUCAGGUCAUCAUUCAAAUGAGCUCGUUUAGAAAGUUUAAAAAUGUCAUCGAAGCAUUUUUCACCUUUUUGUUAAUCUCUUACUUCUUUUUUGAAGCAGUGGAAAAUUCUGAAGAGAGCCCGUACAUUACCUUAGAACGAAGUUCAAAUUAUGUUAAAUUAAUUUUUUUGGGGGAGUAGACCUUUUCCUAACAAAAAAAUGAACUAGCGAUCUCUAAUACUAGAUGGUCUAGAGUUUUUGUCACUAAACCAACCCCUUGUUGGUCUUAAACUUUAACUGUUACUCAUCAUAUACAUAUACAUAAUCUUACAGUUUAAUUAUAAAACCAUUCGCAUUAGUAGAAAACGUUUUCACAUCCUCUAUUUAUUUUACUCAUCAUACGCAGACGUAACAAACUAACAGUAACCUGGUUUAUAUAUACAUAAAACUAUUUCGACCGGGAGCUUGCGGUAAGGAAAAGGGUUUCACCACAUUUCAUGUUCGAUCUACCUGCCAUGAGAAACUAAGUCAUAUUUUUCUGGUCAUCCUACCCAGAUAUAAGUCGCUAUAUUUUAUCGCAUUUGAAUACCCAAGAGAUUGUCUAUGCAGGGCUGCACCUCUCAUCCGGAGAUUAAGUAUGUGUGUUUAAUAGAUCCGGGUUUAACCUUACAUAGAACUAUAAAGUAGGUGUGGAUAUAUAUAAGCUUACUUUAAUAUAUUUUAUCAUUAUAUGUUGACAAAAAAGAAUAUAUGUAUUGUAAGUGCAUGUGCGCUCGAACGAUCACUUUGCAGAAGUUGGAUUAUAAAUUGGCUUUUACGACCGUCUUAUCUAUAUUAUAAAAAGUUUAUCAUUCCAUUGAGAUUCAUGAUCCUAACGCCAUUCUCUAUAUAAAUGUCUCAGGCAUAUGAUGAAAAACGUACCUCAUUUAUACAUAAAACAUAUAAACACCUUACAUACUGAAUCAUUUUAUUAGCACAUAACACAUGGCUAGCUUUAAGUUUUUGAUGUGUUUGUUCUUGAUCUGCGUUUCUUCAUUGUCGUGGUCAUCAGCAUCUCGGCCGUUGCAGCAACGGUUUGCAAACGAAGAUGGAAGUAGACGACGAGGGCGUAUGAUGAGAGAAGCAGAAAAAGUGUUGAAAGCUAAUAUGGAAAAGCUAAUGGAGAGAGGUUUUAAUGAGUCAAUGAGACUUAGCCCUGGAGGUCCCGAUCCUCGUCAUCACUGAGUUCGAGCUCUCGUAGAAUUAAAGAUGCAGGGAUGUGUAUUUCUUUUUCUCGAUCGAGAACCGGUUUAGAAGAAAACAUAUUGAUCCAUUUUGAAUGUAGCCUUGUUUGUUCAUUCGGUUUAACCAAAAUAAAUAUUGACGUAUCUGUUCGUCAUACAUUUUUUAUGAAUGGUGCAUGCUUUACGUACCCUAUACAUUCUAUUAUAUAGUAUAUAUAUAUAGUAUAUACUAGCCUUGGACCUCUUGGUCUAGUCCAGACUAGAGAGGACGUUUGCAUAUAAAGUAUAUAUAUAUAUAUAUAUAACAAAAAGGAUAAAGAAAUAGUAUAAAAGUGAGACUGCACUAGUUUAGUUUAUCCUGUCUUUAAUUGUCUGAUGGCUCGUGUAGAUAUAUGAUUUAAAAUUGUGUUUGAAGAGUAUAUAUGAUUUAUGACUAUUUCGCCUAAUAUUCCACUAAUAAAACAUAUAUAUAAGAGAGAUAAGAUAGUGACUGAAGUAGAAAAACAUAGGGAAAACAAGGAUUGGUUUUAAUGAAAUUAGACCUUUUUAAAGUUAGAAGUCAACGCCUCUAAUUUGAAGCUAGCAUAACCGGCUCUGACAACUACUAUUAAAUUGAUAAACCGAUAUAUAAACCAAUACUUCUGAUUAGGGGUGGGCAUGUCGAUUUAGUUUUGGAUUCGGUUUAGAUUCGGUUUAGUUUGGUUAAUUUGGGUUCUAUAAAACUUAACCCAAUCAAAACCGAACUAGCUUCGGUUUGGGUUCGGUUUGGGUUUAGUUUGGUUCGAUUUAGUUCGGUUUGGUUUAGAUUUAGUUUGGUUCACUUUAUUAUAUUUUGCUUCGGUGUAGUUCGGGUUGGUUAUAAAAUAUGUUGGUAUUAGUUUGAUUAGAAAAUAAUCAAUUUAUAAAAAGUUGGGAUGAAAUAUAAACUUGUCAGCUAAAAAAUCCAUACUAAAACAAUGUAUCCAAAAACUAAUAGUAUUACUAAAACAAUUUAAUAUUAUAACUUUCAGACAAUGGAAACUAGAGAAUCUAUGAUGAAUGAGACGAGACGGCAACAAGACUUUCUUAUAGUUUUUAGGUUUUGUUUUUAGUACAACUAGGAGUUUUGUCCGCACAAACGGGCAUAGUUAUUUAAUAAAUAUUUAUUAAUAAAUAUUUAUUAGUUUAAAGAUAAAAAAAAAAUUAAACAUUAAACUUAUACUAUUUUAUGAAUCUUACAAUUUCUUAAUUUCUUAAUUUUUAUUGAUUUAAAACAUUAUUUUUGGAUAACAACACUAAUAUUUUGUAAAUAUGUUGUUAUCUUGAACAAAUUUUUAUUAUAUUAAUUUAUAAACAAUGAUAUAAUUAAAUAAACAAAUAUAUAAUUAUUAAUAUAAAGUGAUGUUAUUAAACCAAUUCUAGGAAUUAGCAUAACCAACAAAAUCUCAAAAUAAAUCAAAAGCACAAGAAUGUUAAACCAAACUCAACUUUGCAUAUUAUAUUAGUCAAAGUAAAUAAGAAUACUGAUAUAUGUAUAAUUAUAUUGUGAAACACUUCCUAUAAUAAUUGAAUAAACACUUAAGCAGACCAACUUUGUUGACAAACAAAACAUUAAUAUGUAAUGUAUAUUUGAGGAAAUUUUAAUUUAAACAAAGUUAUAAUUCUUUAAAAAUCUUGAAAAAUUAAAAGUAAAUAAAGUAAAUUUUAAAUUUUCAUAAAUAUAAGGUACUUAUUGUAAAAAAAAUAUUUUGAAAGUUAUUCUUACAACUGGUUAUAACAAUAAAUACUUAGUAAAAAUAAAAACAAAGAAAUAUUAAAUUUUCAACUUAAAUAACAAAUACAAGUUAUUCUUGCAACUGAAUGAUAAGAAUAAAAAUGAAAAUAUCACGAAAAUCACGUUAAAAACAGAACUAGAGAAAAUAUCAUACAAUCACUUUUAUGUAUUAUGUAUUAGGAUUAGAAUUAGAGAAUAAAUUUAAUAGUAUUAUUUGCAUCAUAUUUGAGAAUUUCAAAAAUAUAGAUGUUAAGAAAAAAAAAACAGAACUUUAACUAAAUAAUUUCAAAAUAUAUUAAUAUACACAUAUAUCUAUUAUUUAUUAAUAAAUAAAAAGUGUAUAAAAAAGAAGAUAAAAACAUACUGGGUUAUCGGUUUGGUUCGGUUUAAAGCCAAAUCAAACCAAACCAUUCAGGUUAGUAAAACAUGAACCAAUUGGUUUACGUAAAGAACACGGUUUGGUUUGGUUUAGUUUAACUUCGGUUGGGUCGGUUCGAUUCUGUUCCAAUCGGUUUGGUUUGGUUUUUUUGCCCACCCUACUUCUGAUUUCGUUACUAGAUCCACUAAAACUUGCAAGUAUGUGUAUUGUGUACAUGAAAGAGUAUGAAUCUGUUUUUUUUUUUGGUAACACAACUUCAUUAUUAAGCUUAAUCGAUUACAAUGAUAUAGAACAACAUCAGACAUACCCAUUGUGCAAGCCUCAUGGCUACAACAACACAACAUCUGAAGCAAUAGAAGGAUAGGUACACAAAUAAAGUGUUAAAAUGAAUUUUGAAGGAGACACUUGCGGAUGAAAUCACAGAAUAUUCGAAACACACUUCAAGAUCUUCCAACUUGCAGAUUGUCACCUUAACAUGUAACUUUGACAAACACUUUAAACUCUUGGUUCUCACAAAAAUGAGCUCUGUUGCAUCUAGAGCAUAGCAGUGUUAAAUUUCAACGGAAUCGUAUCCGGACAAAAUGUGCCUCUCAUGGAGUAGGCAAACAAUAGACAAAUUCUAUCCUUAAUGGAGGAGUGUGGAAGUGUUCUCUCCUGAACCCAACAAGGUGGAUUUUGAUAUGUCUUCACCACUACACUGGCGAACAAAGGGCGAAGCUUGACGAGAUUGACUGUAAGGUAAAAGCAGAGGUCCUCCAAAGUCUUCCAAUCCCAACAUUACCGAUGUUGGAGCCACAAAGAUGUGACGAAACAAAAGCUAAACCGGUUGACAUCAGAAUCUGUACUACUUGAAGUGUUGUCUCAAGUGAGGGAGCACAAGCCUGGAGUAUGAGAGAUCUGUGUGAUCUUUUGAAGUUUAUACAGGAAUCUUAUCAAUAUAAACUAAAAUUCUAGUAAGAAUAGACAAACCAUUUUGUCGGCAGUACCUGGUUUAUUUGAAGGCGCUAGUAACUGAAUAUUGUGCCUUAGUUUGUACUAUUAACUCUCGAGUGUGUUGAGAUUAAACAAAUGACUAGUAAUGUAUAGGUCCCAGUUAUAGGAAAACCAAUGUUGAUCAAAACAAGAACACUUUGGUUCUUAAAGACAAGUUUACUGCAAUUUUCUCUUCCCCUUUCAUUUAACUCCAACUCAUGCUUAAAUACAAAAUUAUUUAUCAAAAAGCAAAGACAAAAAAAAAAAGAAAAAGACUUUCUACAUUGUAGGUGAAGAAAAACUCAUAAUGGGGUCAGGGAUGUGAUGGGCCCAAAUCUCCGACUUGGAAGGUUGUCGGGAUGUCUACAACAACCGCCGUCACAUCUGCUGAAUGCUCAUCAGAACAAGUUAGAUUGCCGGAACUUGGUUCGUUAGUUUGGAACAGGCGAACUCUCGUUCUGCAGAUAGGGCAAGUGGCGUGCGACUCAAGCCAAGCGUCGAUGCAAUGUGCGUGAAACCAGUGUUUACAGCUCGGCAAGAGCUUGGCUUUGUCUCCUUCGGCGAGCUCAGAGAGACAAACGACACACUCGACGCCGUCCUCAAACUCAAAGUUCCGAGGGUUAAAAUCAACGGCGGGGAUUGAUCGGAUGAGGAUGGAGGGGUUAACACUGGCCAACUCCGUGAUGUUGAUAACAUGAUGGUCAUCGCUUGUACCCAAACCAUGAUCAUUGUUGGCAUCAUCAUCAUCAUCAUCAAAGUAAAGUUUAUAAGCGCCGGCACACAGUAGUACAAGGAAGCCAAGCGAAUCCAGAACGAUAGUAGCAACCAAAACAACUCUUUGGGCAUUCUUGUCACCACGAGGAAAAACCCAAUACAGGCAAUACUGGAAGCCAAUAAUAAAUAUAGAGAUAGCAUAAAUGUAUAUUACAAUGUGCUUCAUCUUCGAAUAUAUGUGUUUUUUUUCAGAAUAGCUGAAAGGUGGAAGGAAGGAUACUAAAACUUGAGUGAGAGAAGUCGUAAUGAUUUUGAUUGGUUUUCAUGAACAUGUAUUUAUAGGUUAAGUGAUCUUACCAUUUUUCUUUAAAAGGAAAAACUUACUAAACUUGAAGAAAUC